CCUACUGGUGAUGAACGUAGUGCUGAAGCGUACAUCAGUCCGGAACGUGUGCCUGGUGGGCAGUGUGCUACAGUUUCUGGGCAUGUCCCUGAGUAGUCUGGCCACAGAGGCGUCACAUCUCAUCGCCACUCAGGGACUCCUCUACGGCUGCGGCCACGCCCUGUUGUACUGUCCAGUCCUGGUCAUCCUGAGCCAGUACUUUGACAAGAAGCGUCCUAUCGCCACCGUCAUCUCUACGUGCGGGACCAGCGCCGGCGGUAUCGUCUUCCCAAUCAUCACUCGAUACCUGGUGGAGGAGUACGGGCUGAGAGGCGCGCUGCUCCUUCUGGCUUGCUUCAGCCUACAGCAAGCCACGUUUGUUGCUUUAAUCACGCCACCAAGUGACUACUACUUCGCAGAAAGCUUGUCUAAAAACGAAGAAGAGACGGUGGCUGUAAUAGAUGAGGAGGAUAUUCUUGAGAAGAUCCCUCUAGACGAGAAUUUUGUUGUAUGUUCUAUUAAAGAAUGCGAUAGCCGUGAUGUAGAGAGGACGGAUCUUCCCCUUCUUAACGGUCGUCUUGAUGAGAGCAGUGAUGCUGUUCUCGAAAGUGGUAUGUUUGAUGAUGUCAACGAAAACGAUGUGAAGGGCGUUCUUUGCCUCAACUCCCACACAGACAACCUUUUAGAUAGACAGCUCAGCUCCUCAAUACACAGUCGUCAGUUCGGAUCUCUGCCGAACAAAACGGAUGUCCUCUCUCUGACAACUCAAAACAACGCGGAGAACGGCAAACAUACUAUAGAAAACGGCUUAUCUUAUGAGAGAACAGACGCGGGGCAUCAGAAAAACGGUAAGCUUACUAUAAACGGCCAAACACACGAACUGGCACACAAUGAACAGUCUCACGAGUCUAGGUCACAUAAGACGCAUUCACACAACGGCCCCUUGUUACCCUCUACUCGAAACAUAAUAGCAUCAUCCACCAGCCGCUUGAGAUCCGAGUCGGAAUCCUCCAGAGCAAACAAUAACAAUCUACCCCACUCCCUGAAGAUGUCGCUUGACCAGCCUGUAGGGUCCCUGGGCUCCUCGCAAAGACUGACCCUACACGAGAGCGCGCUGCACGCCAGCAGUAUUGACCUGUACAGCAGCCUACACAGCCUGGCUCUCUCGGACAGUGGUCAGCAGGUGUCCAGCCCCGCCCACCCUCACAGACGGCGCUCUCAACAGCAGGAGGUAGAGCUUCCGCUCCACAGCGUUUCUGAUGGUCAACUUGACCAGUCCACAUCCAGAUGUCAUUGCAUGUGUCCAGACAUGGCCGGAACCUGGUCUUUCUGGGUGAUUACGGUCUUCUUUGUGUGCGGGGGCGUGGCUUCUGGCCUGCCCAGUGUGUUCCUCCCGCCUCUGGCAGUAGAGAAAGGAUUAGGGGAGGAUCAGGCCGCUCUCUUGCUUACUGUCUCUGCUGCGGCGGAUAUAGUGGGGCGGGUGGUUCCUGGGCUGAUCCUCCACCUGGGCUUCAUGCGUCCCUCUACGGUACUGAUGGCUCCCCUGUUUGUGUGCGGCACGCUGUACCACUUCACCAGCUUUCUCUCUGACCUCCCCUCCCUCAUGGCGUUAGCUGCUCUCAACGGACUCUUUACAGCCACUUUCUGGGCCAUGCAGGGAUAA
Aplysia californica (California sea hare) is the source of this 1642-nucleotide messenger RNA. RefSeq lists its product as uncharacterized. Gene Ontology annotation, molecular function: monocarboxylic acid transmembrane transporter activity. Lineage: Eukaryota; Metazoa; Mollusca; Gastropoda; Aplysiida; Aplysiidae. Gene Ontology annotation, biological process: transmembrane transport; monocarboxylic acid transport. The record is from RefSeq and is a predicted model, not a curated record.